GCCUUACCUUUACACAGAGUGAGCUACUGCUCACCAACAUCUCUGAUCUAAUACCGUUGCUAGGCAAGAAAAUGUAAACAUAACAUUGUGGUUAAAGCGCUGCAUUUUAGGUGUUGAUUUCGUUUUGAACUAUUUUAUUUAUUUUAUUAAGAAAACAUUUGUAACCUGCUGUAUAAAUUUUCUCAAUGUCGGCAUGUCCACUGUAUUUAUAACAUCUCACGAUGAAAAUAUUUAUGAUACUGUGAAAGAAGUCCAACGUAAGGAACAAAAGGCAAGGUAUGUGUCGAAGCACCACAAGAGGGUGGAGGCGGACGCGAAGAAGAAGGGCGGAGAGCGCAGGACGCUGGGUCCGGCGGACGUGCCCCUCAAGGGCCCGGCGCAGUUCCUGAAGAAGCGGUCGGGCGGCCGGGCCCGGAGACCGGCCUGCGAGUGCGUCCAGCCAGGCGAGGCCCGGUGCUUCAAGCAGACGAGCCUGCCCCCUGUCCCGGGCCACACCGUCGCCGACAAGGGCGCCCCCGACAAGCAGCAGGCGUCCGUCAACUUCGUGCUGCGCAACGUGCUGAACGUGAAGCGGUCGGCCCCUCCGCAGCGCUGCAGGAGGGUCGCCUACACCAGGCACGGCGACACCCAGUGCCUUCAGCCCAACUACAUAUGCAAGAAGGCACGACGACUCCGAGAGUCGGUGGGAGGCCUGUGUGAUCCACAACAGUCGCGGACGCGGGUGUGGUUGCAGACGUUCGGCAAGAUGCCGCGCUACCUGCUGCGGAGGUUCACGCAGGAGGAGCAGGCGGAGCAGCAGCAGAGCAGCCGCGAGGCCGACGCCCGGCCCGCCGUCCGCCUCGUGACUGCCGAGGAGCAGGCAGCCUUGCUGAAGGGCAUGCGGCAGAACUGGGAGGAGCUGCAACGGGCCUUCCAGCUGCUGCCGCUGCAGACGGACACGGUGCCCAAGCAGCGACGCAAGGCCGGCCUCGAGGAGGAGCUGAAGAAGCUGGAGCACAACAUCCGCACCGUGGAGCGCCACCCGCACAUCUACGUGUACGACGACGACCUCGUUUAGGCGCUUUUCUCUCUUUCCUCCCUACCCCGCUCCUUUCCUGGAAUUACGUAUUCUUCGGACAUGAUUUUCCCAUUAGCACACGGUCACUGAAAGUUUAUGGAAUUUUUGAUUCUCUCCUGAUUCCUUUUUUUAAACCCCCUUUGGUGGUGAUCCUUUUGCGACCAACAUUUUUCGAAGGAUUUUUAAAUGGUUUCUCGCAUCUAAUUUUUCGCGAUCCUCCUCUGUUGUGGUUUUUAUUUCCGUAUCCCAUCCCAUUUUUCUUCCGUCAGACGAUUUGUCGGGCCCCUUCACCGUUACUUAAAUAUACAAAAAAAAUUUCAAACCCGAAAUUGAAAUAUAUAUUAUCUAAACACUAAAAGUUACCAUGGCCAUAACUUAUAAUGUGUCCGAUGGGUUUUAUUAGCCAUAGAUUUGUAAUUUUGGUCCUAUCAGGGUAAAUAUUUGCUUUGAAAAAAUAAUAAUUGGAAACGUAACCAGACCUCCACCUUUGCCCCCCCCCCCUCCACCCACUCACCACCUUAUACCUCGUGAUGGCUCUGUUCACAAAUGCAAAGAUACUUGCAAACUAAUACGUAUUUAAAUCACUUUCCAUAAUAAAGAAGAUUACUUUUUCCGUAAUAUUGUAACAUUUUUUUUAAGGUUAUUAAAUUUUUUGUUUUAAGACAAUAAA
Messenger RNA from Bacillus rossius redtenbacheri, 1727 nucleotides. RefSeq names its product enkurin. The transcript has 5 exons. Bases 194 to 1057 code for a protein of 287 amino acids. The record is from RefSeq and is a predicted model, not a curated record. NCBI's taxonomy places the organism in Eukaryota, Metazoa, Arthropoda, Insecta, Phasmatodea, Bacillidae. Gene Ontology annotation, cellular component: acrosomal vesicle. Gene Ontology annotation, molecular function: calmodulin binding.